AUGCAACAUUCCGUCUUCCUUCACCGUUGCUAUUUCCCACCGUAUUCCUCCAUCUCGUUGCGACAGGUGUCAGCGAAACCACUCGGGUUACCACUGCUCCAUGCAUCCAGGCCGCAGCAGCAGCAAAGCAGGCCUGUUCAGCGGCAUGUGGUGGUGAGAGCAGCAGCGGACGAGGAAGGCGCCUCAGACGCCGCUGCUACAGCAGCCGCCGCCGCGGGCAUUAAACGAGAAGAGGAGAAGUUUGCGGUGAUCAACACGGGCAAGUGGGAGUGCAAGUCGUGUGGGUACAUCUAUGAUCAAUUCAAGGGCGACCCAGCUUAUCCCAUCGCUCCGGGCGUAUCCCUCAAGGAGCUCCCAGAGGACUGGCUGUGCCCCACGUGUGGGUCGCCACCUUCAUCUUUCGGCAGCCUGAGCAAGGAGUUAGCUGGUUUCGCCCAGAACCAGGCGUACGGGCUGGGAGGCAACUCCCUUACCUCGGCUCAGAAGGGUCUGCUCAUCUGGGGCUCGAUUGGAGUCGCAUUCUUGGGCUUCGUUUCCGGGUACUUCCUGGAAUAG
Messenger RNA from Closterium sp. NIES-65, 555 nucleotides. NCBI's taxonomy places the organism in Eukaryota, Viridiplantae, Streptophyta, Zygnematophyceae, Desmidiales, Closteriaceae. The record is from the annotation of a GenBank genome assembly.